UAUUAGCCGCGGCCAAAGCCGUGUAAGGAACACAGCUCAUUGUUGGCAAGUGCCGAUGCGCCUCGCGGAGGGGCGAGAACCAGCUCCGGGGCUGCGGCAGCGAUCGCGGCGCCGGUCACGUCAGCGCCGGGGAGAGGGAGCCGGAGCAGCCCUCUCUAUGCUGGGUGACUCUCGCUGACUGAUUCCACCGCCACCUUUGAAGGAGAGGAAGAAAGAAGCCGGGAGGUGAGCCAUGGCAGACCACAUGAUGGCCAUGAACCACGGGCGAUUCCCCGACGGAUCCGGCGGGCUCCACCACCACCCUGCGCAUCGGAUGGGCAUGGGGCAGUUUCCCACUCCCCAUCACCACCACCAGCAGCAGCAGCCGCCGCAGCAGCACGCCUUCAGCGCCCUGAUGGGCGACCAUAUACAUUACGGAGCUGGGAGUAUGAACGCGAGCAGCGGGGUGAGGCACGCCAUGGGGCCGGGCAGCGUGAGCGGAGGGCACCCGGCCGGCAGCAUGCCGCCCCCCGCCCGCUUCAGCGGCUCCCAGUUCAUGGCCCCCCCCGUCGCCAGCCCGGGAGGGCAGCUGAGCGCCAGCAUGCAGCUCCAGAAGCUGAACAACCAGUACUUCAGCCACCACCCGUACCCGCACAGCCACUACAUGCCGGACUUGCACGCCGGUAGCCACCAGCUGAACGGCGGCAGCCAGCAGCAUUUCAGGGACUGCAACCCCAAGCACGGCGGCGGCGGCGGCAGCGGCUUGCCGCCCGCCGUCCCCCACGUCCCCGCGGCAAUGCUGCCGCCCAAUGUCAUAGACACGGACUUCAUCGACGAGGAGGUCCUCAUGUCCUUAGUCAUCGAAAUGGGGCUGGAUCGCAUCAAGGAGCUUCCCGAGCUGUGGUUGGGACAGAACGAGUUUGACUUCAUGACAGACUUCGUUUGCAAACAGCAGCCCAGCAGGGUGAGCUGCUGAUUCAUUUAAAACAAACAAAGGACUUUUAUCGGUGCGAAUGAAAACAUUCCCCUAGACACGGUGUCUCACUUUUCAGGGCUUGAAAAGGUGAGAAUCUGGAAAGCAGAGUCAACUAUGCGCUUGUAUAAUUUUUUUUUUUUUUUAAUCGGUGCCACUUUUUUUUUUCUUUUUGUAGCUUUGUCACUCACGUCCCCUCCUGUAGUAAUAAUAUCUAGCGAACUCUGCCUUUUUAUGUUGGUUGCCCCCCUCCCGACCUCCCACUCUUAAUUUCCUCACAGUAACAUGCCCAGAAUUCCCACAGUGCCGGACUGUUAGAUAUUAAUCUUGGCAAAUUGCUUAAUCUUGUGGAUUUUGUAAACUAUGAUUUCCAGUGACUUGAACUGCAUUCAAAUUCUGAGUGAACAGGGAAAAAAAUUGCAUUAGUUGGUUGCAUGAACUUUGAAGGGCAGAUACUACUGCACAAAAGCUGCCAUCUUGCUUAAUUUUUAACUAUGCAUUGCAGUGCAGACUAAUUUUUUUUUUUCUUUUCUGAAUACGCUAAACUGGAAGCUUAACAGAUGUGGGCCAAACCUUUCCAGAUCAGGAAAAGUAAUACUCUUACUUAAAAAGUCUGCUACCCAGUCCCCCUCCCCCAUAUGUACAGACAAUAAUAUGGUGUGGAUGGAAUGUUGACUAGUGGCAAACAUUUCACAGAUUUUUUUUUUUUUUUAAUUUUGUUUCUGUCUUCAGCGUUUUGACACUGUGCUAAUAUAGUUUAUUCAGUACAUGAAAAGAUACUACUGUGUUGAAAGCUUUUCAGGAAAUUUUGACAGUAUUUUUGUACAAAACAUUUUUUUGAGAAAAUAUUGUUAAUUUAUUCUAUUUUAAUUUGCCAAUGUCAAUAAAAAGUUAAGAAAUGC
Molecule: messenger RNA, 1854 nt
Organism: Melospiza georgiana
Lineage: Eukaryota; Metazoa; Chordata; Aves; Passeriformes; Passerellidae
Gene: CITED2
Product: Cbp/p300 interacting transactivator with Glu/Asp rich carboxy-terminal domain 2
Exons: 2
Coding region: 233-955 (240 amino acids)
Biological process (GO): regulation of DNA-templated transcription; left/right pattern formation; sex determination
Cellular component (GO): nucleus
Source: RefSeq, a predicted model, not a curated record